AUGACCUGUGACUGCUGCUCUGGAAACUUCUCUACCUCCCCGCGGCGAUGUGUGCCCUCUUCUGGUUCCUCCUGUGCCUCUUCCAACCUGGUCUACAGCACCACCAGCUGUUCUCCCAGCACCUGCCAGCAGGAAUCCUCUUUACACAGUGGCUGUCAGGAGAUCUGCAUUGAGCCCAGGAGCUGCCAGAGAUCCUAUGUGGUGUUGAGUCCCUGCCAGACAGCCUGCUACUACCCGAGGAGCUCCACACCCUGCACUCCCUGCCAGGGGACAUAUGCUGGGUCUCUGAACUUUGGGCCCAGUUUUCAUUCCCUGGAUUGUGGAUCUAGUAGGUGCUACAUAGUGGGUUGUGGACCCAGUAGACUUGAAUCGCUGUAUUGCAGAGUCUCUGGCAUCCCUUUCCAGAGUUAUGGGUUCAGAUUCUACUGUCCAGAUCACCUGCCUGCUAGUACCUGCCACCCUUGUUAUAAACCAACCUGUGGUAAUAUCCUCCAUGGAGUCUACUGUUGA
Messenger RNA from Arvicola amphibius (Eurasian water vole), 510 nucleotides. RefSeq names its product keratin-associated protein 13-1-like. The record is from RefSeq and is a predicted model, not a curated record. The transcript has a single exon. The coding region runs from base 1 to 510 and encodes 169 amino acids. Lineage: Eukaryota; Metazoa; Chordata; Mammalia; Rodentia; Cricetidae.